This is a messenger RNA of Populus nigra (black poplar), 1606 nucleotides long. Its product is annotated as cytosolic sulfotransferase 6-like. NCBI's taxonomy places the organism in Eukaryota, Viridiplantae, Streptophyta, Magnoliopsida, Malpighiales, Salicaceae. Gene Ontology annotation, biological process: sulfation. Gene Ontology annotation, molecular function: sulfotransferase activity. Bases 337 to 1419 code for a protein of 360 amino acids. The record is from RefSeq and is a predicted model, not a curated record. The transcript is spliced from 2 exons. Gene Ontology annotation, cellular component: cytoplasm.
AAAUGGAUAUUGUAAAACUGUAAAUGUAAUAAAUCAAAUACAUGCUGAAGAACUAGACCUAAUUCUGGUGAUACUUGAGAGCAUGUCGCACAUGGUGUAGCCAUGCACUAUGAACUUCGAUUAAUGAGAGAUCAAUCAUGGAGCUAAUUAACAUCCUCAUACAUUUAUUUCCAAGCAAAAACUAUGGCAAUGCCUGACGAGCACUCUCCAGUUUCUCAAGGCCGAGUGUAAUUGAGCUUAUAAAAAAUUAUUCAUGAAAGUAAAGAAGCAUGAACAUGCUGAAUCCAUCAAUCAUUUCUGAGAAUCGAAUCCAAAUAAGAAGGUGAGUAGAGUGAAAUGCUUCCUAUCCCUAUACUAGUCGCUUCAUGGGUGGCCAGUAUCAAAGAAUAUCGAAUAACAUGGUGGUCUGCAGCAUACUCAAAAGGCAAUAUUGCUAUUUCUCUCCGAAACUGUAUUCGUGUAGUUUUGAUGGAGAAUAAUGGAGACUCAAACGAGGACUAUGAUUCAUCACUACCAGCGGAAAAAUGGUGCGGAGAUGAACAACUUUAUCAAUGGAAGGGCUUUUGGUUCAGACUCCAAUACCUGCCAGGAACUCGACAGGUUCUUGACAACUUCAAGCCUCUUCCUAGUGAUGUUAUCUUAGCUUCUUUCCCAAAAACUGGCACAACUUGGCUCAAAGCUCUCUUAUAUUCCAUCAUCAAUCGCUCUUCUAGAGUCUGUUUGAGAACCACUCAUCCUCACAUGCUUGUACCAACAUUAGAAGUUCAAUUAUAUGGAGCACAACAACAAUCUUUUAGUACCUUCGCCAGCACUAGUUCACCAGCCAGGAUUUUGGCAACUCAUCUGCCUCACCAACUCUUGGCCGACACUGUCAAACCAUCAGAUUGUCGCAUGAUUUAUGUUACUCGAAACCCCAAGGACACCCUCACAUCAUUCUGGCAAUUUGUGUUGAAGUCUAGGAGUUAUGAAGAGCCAUGGCCGUUGGAGGUGGCUGUCGAGAAGUUUUGUAGUGGGGUGGUUCCUUUUGGACCUUACUAUGAUCAUGUUCUGGGGUACUGGAAGGAGAGCUUGGAGAGGCCAGAGAAGGUGUUUUUCAUUACUUAUGAAGAACUCAAAGAUGACACCAGGACUCAUGUCAAGAGACUAGCAGAUUUCUUGGGGUGUCCCUUUAAUGGUGAUGGUGAGGAAGAGGUCUUGGAUGAGAUAGUGAUAGGCUGUAGCUUUGAGAAACUGAGCAACUAUGAGGUCAACAAGUCCAGUGAGCAUUCACAAUGGAUGAAAUUGCCGUUUAGUUCCUUCUUUAGGAAAGGAGAUGUCGGGGAUCAUAGGAAUUAUCUGAACAACGAAAUGGUGGAACGCAUUGACACAAUUACUGCUGAGAAAUUUCACGAGUCAGGUUUCAUGUAUGGAAUUAAUUAGCAUUCCAUCGGAAUUUUAGAAUUCCGAUGAGAAGACAAAUAAGCCUUCCGAUAAGUUCUUUCUCUAUAAAAGGAUCGAGAUGUGAUUGUCGAUUACUAUAGAAUUUCGUUUCUUUUCUUGUAGCAAAUAGUACUUUAUAUUAUAUCAUUUCUUUUCACAUAAGAGUUAAAACCACCAUGACAUCACA